This is a messenger RNA of Cucurbita maxima (winter squash), 1202 nucleotides long. RefSeq lists its product as uncharacterized. Bases 181 to 1008 code for a protein of 275 amino acids. The record is from RefSeq and is a predicted model, not a curated record. Lineage: Eukaryota; Viridiplantae; Streptophyta; Magnoliopsida; Cucurbitales; Cucurbitaceae. The transcript is spliced from 5 exons.
CUCAUGGGCUUCACGAAACCAACUUUUCCUUCUCUUCUUCUCCUUCUCCUUCUCCUCCUCUCAGCUCUCAAGUUGGACAUCCUUCCACGCACAUAAACUCAUACCAAAUUUCCCCUUCAAUCACUCCACCACCAACUCUCCCAUUCACAGCCGCCGUCGAGGAUCGAAUCCAGUCCUCCAAUGGAUUCCCUAUCAUCUGUCUCACCUUCUUUCGUUCUCCCUUCCAGACACCCUCUCUUCUUCCGGAGGCGUCGAAUCGCCGCCUCUUUUGGCGACCUCCGCUGCCCUAUGCCUCGUGUUCGCCCUUUGUUUGGUCCUCGAUCCAGAAAAUUGCGAGAAAUUUCCUGUAGAGUGAGCGGUGGCGGCGCUAACAAAGGAGACAGCGAUGGCGAGGAUGGAACCGACGAUGUGGAUAUGGAGAGGGCACUUAGCUUAGAUGGCAGUAUUCCUGGUACUUCUGAUGAGUUCGUCAAGCGAGUUUCUUCCCGUGCUUAUGAUAUGAGGAGGCAUCUCCAUCAAACGUUUGAUAGCAGCAGUUAUGACGUAUUGGAAGCCAAUCCGUGGAGAGAAAGUUCAAAACCUGUAUACGUAUUAACACACAAUGAGAACCAAAUAUGCACAAUGAAAACUCGAAGAAAUAGGAGUGAAGUGGAAAAUGAGCUUGGAUUAUUGUUUUCCAAAGGUGGAAAAUGGAGGUCUGAGAAUCAGAAAAAACAGUCCAAAACAGGAAUCAAAUUUCAGAUGCUUGUUGAAGACAUUAGGGAGGGAGUUCUUGUGUUUGAAGAUGAGAAUGAAGCUGCAAGAUACUGUGACCUGUUGCAAGGUGGAGGCAAAGGUUGUGAAGGUGUUUUCGAGAUUGAAGCCUCAUCAGUGUUUGAUCUUUGCAAGAAGAUGAGGGCACUUGCUGUCCUGUUCCGAAGAGGGAGGACGCCUCCUCUGCCUCAGAGCCUCGAGCUCAACCUGAAGGCUCGUAAACGAUCUCUCGAAGACCAGGACGAGUUGAUAUGAACAUCAAAAUUGACAGGAAACAUGGAAGAGUUGUGACAUUAAGUGGUAGUAGAAAUUAUACAGAAAAAGGAAAUGGUAUACACAUUCUCUUGGUGUAAUAUAAAUUGAUUCUCUAAUGAUGUAGUCCCACAUCGUGUAUACAAGAUAAAUUAUAAAGAUUUAAAUUGAGGAAGACAUAUUCUUCAUUGACGUUU